UAAGGGUUUUCCACUUACUUCAUUAAUCAAACGAAACAGGCAGAGAUGCAGAAAGCGGACCGUCGCACGACUGACUGACUUUGGAGAAUGUAAUUACAGCAGAACAAACUAUAGCAGCAAACAAGAAGCUCCUCGCUUUUGUCAGAUGUUCUCAGUGAACAACAACAGGAACAAAAUCACUGUUAAAGGAACCAAGAUCAAGAAGUAUGGAGGACUCAAGCCUGGUCAGAUGUGACAGCCUGGAUGCUGGGUCAGGGUUAAACAGGGAGGUGAUUGACCACAUGACCUUCGAUGAUGAGGGCUCUGACCCCACAGCAAACCUCCAUCCGUCACCAGCAGAACUGGCUCAGUGUGAGGCCGAAGUGGGCACACUGCUCAGCAUCAUUGCUGAACUGAACAAGAAGAUGGGGUCAUUGAAGGCACCGAGUCAACUAGGGGACCUGAGAACACCAGCACCAUCCAGGCCUUUGGUUCCUGACCUCCUGUCUCACAGACUGGUCACAAGAAGAAGCCCAGAUAGACAAAAUGUCUCCGCUGCCACUAGAUCUCCACUGACGACCAGAGUGGGCAGUGGUGUAGUCUGGACAAAGCUACAGGAGGUUUUAUCUUCAGUGGAGGAGUCCAUCAGCUGCAGAAGGACCUGGGCCGCCCCCAUUACUGCGUCUGACCACGACAAGCACAAAGAGCAUCUGAGAGCCGCCCAGGAGAGCUGGAUCCAAGCCACUGAGAUAUUGGAUGAGAUGGAGAGAGAUUUUGGGAUAUCGUGUCCCUCGGCCGUGCAGAAGGACCAGUAUCAGGGGGAAAUUCCAGAUGUGGAGAAACACGACUCUGCUCUCAGGAGCACCUUGCACUUUCACCAGGAGGAGGUGGGGAGAGCACAAAGCACCAUCGUCCAGAUGGAAGAGGAAAAGAACAAGGUGGUGGUGGGUCUCCAUCAGGCCUGGAGGUCAGGCGGUCGCUCUCCUUCCUACUGGCCCGCAGCUGGAAUGCUCAGUCCAGACUUGGGCUCUCCCCCCUUUCCUGGAUCUCCUCUACUCCACAGAAGAACCUCCAGGGGUCUAAAACCCCUGUCUGCUGGUGGAGACGUCUCUCCACUGGGCUCUGUCAAUUCUUGCAGCCCUUGUCCCAGCCCCGUUAGCCUGGAGUCCGAGACAGAUCGACUGAACAGAUACAUCGAGAGGCUGAAGGCCAGAAAUGAACGUCUGACAGCAGCUCUGGAGCGAAGGAAGGGAGAGUCGGAGCAGAUCACCGUUACACUGAGCAGACUGGAGUCGGACUGCUCUGCCCUGCAGCUGGCUCUCAAAUACUGCGAGGAGUGUGAAGGGGCCUACAGCGAGCUACUGUCCCUUUACGAGGCCAAGAGGCAGCAAAGCAUUCCUCUGCAGACAGACUCAGCAGAGGCAGUUGGUGACAGGCAGCCGCCCGACAGUCCAUCGUCUGAGCUCGGAAACAUGGGAGCCGAUGAGCUGUCCACCUCCUUCUCAACAGCAGGGGUCACAGAGGAGACAGCAACACAAAGUUACACAGGGCAGAGGACGCCUGAGCUGGUGAAUCGAGAGGCAGUUCUCCGUCAGCAAAUUGAACGUCUGAAGAGGGACCGGGCAGCCAUUCUCCUCCCUAGACCGAGUCCAGGGGUGGAGACCAAACUGAGCCCCGAAAGCAGUCCCCCAGCCGGGUCGAGAGGGGGACCCGUGAGCAAAGACAACUUCAGACCUCUCGACGCCAAGAAGGAGAAGGCUUCCGUCUUCUGUGAACUCAUUUCUGUCAGGGAGGAGAUGUCAGAUCUGCGAUCCCUCAUCCGCCUCAAAGAGAAGGAGCUGAGGUGUCUGGAGUGGAGUUUAAUGGCCCAGAAAGCCCAGGAGGCCGCUGGCGUCUUCGUGCCAGAGAGUGUCAGAGAGGAACAGGAGGAUCGAAAGACUGAACAACAGAGGUUAUACGAGACCACAGCUAAACUGGGCAGUGAUGGGGACAUUGCCGAAUCUCGAGCCAGGCCCAUUCUGAAGGAGCUGCAGGCCGUACUGCAAAGGGAGCAAGCCCUGAAGAAGAGAUUAGCUUUAGUCCAUGACUCAUCGAACGCAGCUCUCUCGGACAGUGCCUCACACAGGAGGGACAAUGGAGAGCAGAUUGCACGGCUCACACAAGCUCACAGUAAAGCCUUGAGCUCAUACCGGCAGAUUCGCAGGAAGUACCGGGAGCAGGUGUGGAGGCUGGAGCAGAAAGUUGCAGCCGUGACGGAGAGUCACCAGAACCAGAGCGGAGCACCAAAAACUACAGGGGAGGCCACGGAGUGGAGGAGGGAAGAGACCGUUCUGUGAUUCUUCAGUCAGGGAAUCAGCGUGAACAACAGUGUACAUUUCUGCUAAAUUCAAUAUAUAUAAUAAUAAUAAUAAUUUUAAACAUCCUCAACAUUGCAGAAUUCCUAUUAUUAAUAGUGUAGUUGCAAUUUUUGGUGAUGACAUUUACGACCGAACGCUAUCUAUUUGAACUACAAUUAUUGUAUUGUUCUCGUCCGUGUUGAUUAUGUCAUCCAAACAGGUUGAGAAAAUGAUGUGAACUCCUCAGGCUGAGUAAUCCAGUCAGUGAGGGUAGAUAUUCAUCUGUCGAGAGUUAGACAAACUGUUUAUAGACGGAGACGUCUUAGUUCUGGCUGCUCUCACUAGAAGAGGGGCGUCAAGCUAAGAUGACUCUCAGGGCACAAGGCAGAAUGCACAGUGAGGCUUAAAACGAGUCCAGAGUUACAGCCAAACGCUGGAAGGAAUCACUGGUGCUGGUUAACUUCUCUGCUCAUGAGUCUACCACAUAACAGGCUUAUUCCGAAGGGUUAGUUCUUUUCUUUUUGCCACUGUAUUUGUAAAUGCAGCAAUGACAUCUGAAGCAGUCAGGUCAGGCAUUCAUUGGCUCCGGAGAAGUAAAUAUAGAAUAUGUAUGGCAGUAGAGCUGAAUUCCCACCAUUCAACACCCCACCAUUGAGAGUUGCCAAGAAAUUGAACAGAAUUCCAGAGCUUAACUUGUCUUUCUGGACUCGCACAUCACAAGACACAUUGCUCAUGUCAGAGAAAUAGCUGUCAUGCAUGUCGUGACUGUAUGAGGCUGACUCAAGGACUGAAGCCAUUGAGGAGCGCGGGGCUGACCUCAACAGUGCACAUGUCCCUUUUCCCAUACAAGCUGACUCAAUAAAGCCUCUCCUGGCCGGCCGUGCUGUCGUGACAAUGCUCCGCGGGAAGGAGACGGUGGGGGGGAUGGGGGCCCGGACAAUGGCUGACGUGCAAACAAAAUGUACGGCCAGCCCAUUUGUCUUCUUUGCCCUUUUAUAGUUCUUUCCAUCUUGCUCUCUCUCCCUGCAUUUCACUCUUUUCAUUUCUCUUUCUUCACUCAAAAUAUGAAAAAAAAAACAACCUUGGGCUAGUCACAAGUUGAGUGUCUGUGAGUUGCAUUCAGACGUUUUCAUUUCAAUAAGUAUUAAGAGGGAAAACUAUACACUAUCUUAAUAACCCAUACGAUUUAUCCUGCAUCCCGUCCUCAGGUUGGGUAUCACUACAUUCAUGUUAGUUUUUGGUCAUUUCAGAAAACACAGAAUAACGUCUGCCUUAUCCCAUUGUCCUGAUCUCUCCAUGGGCAGACACAGGUCUUAUUAAAUGUUGCGAGGAUUCAUAAUUUGGGCGGAUCAACCCUUUAAAAGACUUAUCUCUCACCUUCCCAUCUUCUGCUCUUUACAUCUCACUGAUACCUCAAUUUCUCUGCCUUUACCCUCUUCCCCCAUCUUCUCUCCUCGCUCAUCACUCAAUCAUAUAUGUCCCCUCUCCCCCCCCACCGGCCGACCCUGCGCCCUGACCUACCCGAGCCGGUCAGCUGCAGCUGCGACCGGCGGUCAGGAGGUUAAGGCAAAGGUUGAGUGUCACACCCACAGGGUCACAACGAUGCCUGGCUGUUGUGUUAUCCUGUGAAUGGAAGGUUCAGAGCGCCAGACGAGGUGGCGAGCCCCUGACGCCCUGACUCUUGCUUGAGCUUGCCCUUUCCCGAGCAAAGGUCAGCUCAGGGGGCCUGUCCUCUGCACUGCCCCCAUACCUCCGGGUCACCAUCGCUAUUGUUGUAAUAGCUGCCAUUAGAGCAGAUGAUGCAAUUAUCGUUCCAUUUUGUGUUUCCUCUGUGCUGAGUUCCUGAGUUCAUCGAAGGUUUCUUCAGAUGACAUGACUGUGGUAACCUCAGGCUGACUCUUGUAUCAAAGGGGACAAAAUGUCUGAGAUGGAAGAACAGAACUAAGUGCCGCACUUGAGUAAAAGUAUUUAGUUACUUUCUAUUGCUCCAUCUACUGUACAUCAGUAGUGCAGCCUAAUUUUGUGGUAAUAUAUAAUCACUACUCAGUUUUAACAGUGCCACUGCCAAAAUCUACUUCACAUUCCAAUAUGUACCUCAAGUAUUGUGUGAGUGAUUUACAGUACUGAUGAAUAAUAUACUAUUUGAUUAUUACUGUGGACGAAUUGGUGUGUAGGCAGCAUUUUGCACUUGUAGCUGGUCAAAGUGGAGCAAAUUUGAAUGGUAUCAAAAUUCUGUAUAUUUAAGAUACAAGAUCAAUUGUAUUGUAUUGUUGUGUCAUAUUAUUCUUUAUUGUUUCCACGAAAACAGAACAAACAAAGUAGACAUAACAAAAAGGAAGAAAGCUAUAUUUCAGGCAGAUUUCAACCUAACAAACAAAUGUAUAUCUACGUUCUCAUUUAAACAACGUUUGAAGAUUUGAAAGUUAAAUGUCUGACUGCAUGAUAUUUCAUAGAUUUAUAAAAAUUAUAAUUUCAAAAGUAAUUGUAUCCACCAUUUGAUUUGCUGGAGAGCUUUUGAAAUAGCUCUAAGACAAAUAUUCCUUAAACGCGCUUGAAAAUGUGUUUGUUAAAUCCUUAUACCUUGGUUAACCUUGACCCCACCUGAAAGUGUAAAAGACCUAAUCUAAUCUUCCUUGUGAUAAAGCUCCUGCAGAUUAAUGUAUGUCUGUGAUGAAAUGGAAAUACAGUUUUUGUAAAUAUGCAUUAAUGACUGAGUGAGAUAAGAAAGUUAAACAUGAGCAUGAGAGCUGAACGAUGUUUAAAUUGUAAUUUUUGUGAGGGUAUAAAAGGCUGUGACAAUCUCA
Scophthalmus maximus (turbot) is the source of this 5119-nucleotide messenger RNA. It is a transcript of the gene ushbp1, whose product is annotated as Usher syndrome 1C binding protein 1. The coding region runs from base 207 to 2315 and encodes 702 amino acids. The transcript is spliced from 14 exons. The record is from RefSeq and is a predicted model, not a curated record. NCBI's taxonomy places the organism in Eukaryota, Metazoa, Chordata, Actinopteri, Pleuronectiformes, Scophthalmidae.